This is a messenger RNA of Dendroctonus ponderosae (mountain pine beetle), 3813 nucleotides long. Its product is annotated as cullin-1. The coding region runs from base 457 to 2790 and encodes 777 amino acids. NCBI's taxonomy places the organism in Eukaryota, Metazoa, Arthropoda, Insecta, Coleoptera, Curculionidae. Gene Ontology annotation, cellular component: SCF ubiquitin ligase complex. The record is from RefSeq and is a predicted model, not a curated record. Gene Ontology annotation, biological process: protein ubiquitination; SCF-dependent proteasomal ubiquitin-dependent protein catabolic process. Gene Ontology annotation, molecular function: ubiquitin protein ligase binding. The transcript is spliced from 17 exons.
AUUCCAGACAAGAGUCACCUCGUUGUGUUGGUUGCGUAAAAUAACUUUCAGCCAAGAAGUCUAUCAUGGUUCCAACCACAAAUGUUUACUAAUUAAUGUCGAUUCCUGAGUCUGAGCUCUGAGUUGAGCGAUUCCAAAGGUCUGAAUAUUUCUAACUAUCAGGACUAAUUAGAAUCAGAGUUUUGUGUGGUAACUGAUAAAUCCAACAGCGUUAGUGGGAAAUCGAAAAUCCCCAAUUCGAAGCAAACUUCAGCUGGAUGUGUCAAUACGACUGAGCUGUCAACUUUUCGUGAAAUCCGAAAAUAGGGAAACAAAUAAAAUCGUUUAAAUUUUCCUAAUAAUUUUGUAAAUUUGGGGUUUUCGCGUUCAUUAUUUACUGUAUAUAGUGCCGAUUAUUUUGUUAUGUUAUAAGAAGACUGAUUUACCAUAUUUUGCGGGGAUAUAGAUAGAGAGGCGAUGUCAAAUAAGAACACCAUCAAUUCGAUGCACAACACUGGCGGCCUGAAAACAGUGAUUGACCUGGAUCAGAUAUGGGGCGACUUGAACUGCGGCAUCAGACAGGUUUACAACCGGGAAAAUAUGUCCAAGAAAAGGUAUAUGGAGCUUUAUACUCACGUUUACAACUACUGCACUUCAGUGCAUCAGCAGAACAAUGGAAGGGGCGCCUCGAACUCCACGUCCAAGAACCGACGAAAUCAAGUAGGGGGUGGCGCUCAGUUGGUGGGCAUGGAGCUGUACAAGAGGUUGAAGGACUUUUUGAAGUCCUAUCUUAUUAGAUUGUUAGAGGACGCAAUUCACAGAAUGGAUGAGGAUGUGCUGAAGUUUUACACAGUGCAAUGGGAAGACUAUCAGUUUUGUAGCAAGGUGCUCGAUGGAGUGUGCGCUUAUUUGAACCGACAUUGGGUGAAAAGAGAGUGCGAAGAAGGACGAAAGUUUGUCUACGAAAUCUAUCAGUUGGCGUUGGUCACUUGGCGAGACAAUCUCUUCAGGCAGCUGAACAAAGGGGUAACAAACGCUGUGCUCAAGCUGAUCGAAAAAGAGCGCAACGGAGAGACGAUAAAUACUCGGUUGGUGUCGGGGGUCAUCAAUUGUUACGUCGAGUUGGGUCUCAAUGAGGAGGAGCCGGGCACGAAGGGGCCGAACCUGACCGUCUAUAAAGACAGUUUCGAAAAUGUGUUUCUCGAGGACACUGAGCGGUUUUAUACGAGGGAAAGCAGCGCUUUUUUGGCCGAAAAUCCCGUGACUGAGUACAUGAAGCGGGCUGAACAGCGCCUAGUGGAAGAACAACGAAGGGUUCAGAUGUAUUUGCACGAGACUACCUCCGAACGCCUGGCGAAGACGUGCGAGCGAGUAUUGAUUCAAAAACAUCUGGAGCUGUUGCAUUCUGAGUUUAAACAGCUGCUUGAUGCAGAUAAGGAUGACGAUCUUGGACGGAUGUAUAGCCUAGUUGCUCGAAUUCCCGAUGGGCUAGGUGAACUGCGUGGGCUUUUGGAGCAACACAUUGCCUACCAAGGUUUGGCGGCGAUUGAAAAAUGCGGCGAGGCCGCAAUCAAUGAUCCGAAAAUUUACGUAAAUACCAUAUUGGACGUGCACCGGAAAUACAACGCGCUCGUGUUGAUUGCAUUUGGAAACGAUAGCGGCUUUGUGGCCGCUUUGGACAAGGCUUGCGGCCGGUUUAUCAACACUAAUGCCGUCACGAGGUCGGCCAACUCCUCUAGCAGAUCUCCUGAAUUGCUUGCCAAAUAUUGCGACUUGCUGCUGAAGAAGAGCAACAAAAACGCCGAGGAAGCAGAACUGGAAGACACGCUCAAUCAAGUGAUGGUUGUGUUCAAGUAUAUAGAAGACAAGGACGUGUUCCAAAAGUUCUACAGCAAGAUGUUAGCCAAGAGAUUAGUUCAGCAUAUGUCUGCCAGUGACGACGCCGAGGCGUCAAUGAUCUCAAAACUGAAGCAGGCCUGCGGUUUCGAGUACACUUCAAAGCUGCAACGCAUGUUCCAAGAUAUCGGCGUUUCCAAGGACCUUAACGAGCAGUUCAGGAAUCAUAUGGCAGGCUCAAAUGAGUCUCUAGGUAUAGAUUUUAGUAUUCAAGUGUUAUCGUCCGGAUCGUGGCCGUUUCAGCAGAGCUUCACUUUCGGUCUGCCCUCUGAGUUGGAACGCAGUGUUAGCAGAUUUACCAAUUUCUACGCCAGUCAACACUCCGGCCGGAAAUUGAACUGGCUCUACAACAUGUCCAAGGGCGAACUUAACACAAACUGCUUUAAAAAUAGGUAUACGCUACAAGCGAGCACGUUUCAAAUGGCUGUGCUUUUGCAGUUCAACGUGGCCGAUUCGUGGACUGUGGCCCAAUUAGAGGAAAAUACACAGAUUAAGCAAGACUUUCUUGUACAAGUGAUCCAAAUCCUACUCAAAGCCAAACUGUUGGUGUGCGAUGAGGAAGACAAUGAUAUAUCAGGAAACUCGAACGUGUCUCUAAAUCAGGGUUAUAAAAAUAAAAAACUGCGAGUAAACAUCAAUAUACCGAUGAAAACCGAGCUGAAGCUGGAGCAGGAGACCACCCACAAGCACAUAGAGGAGGACCGGAAGCUUUUGAUCCAGGCAGCGAUUGUCAGGAUUAUGAAAAUGCGAAAGGUCCACCAACAUCAGCAACUAGUAGCCGAAGUACUCAAUCAAUUGUCUUCGCGGUUUAAGCCACGCGUGCAGACUAUUAAGAAAUGCAUAGACAUACUCAUCGAAAAGGAAUAUCUGGAGCGAACGGAGGGCCAGAAGGACGAGUACAAGUACUUGGCAUGAUGGGGCUCUGUGUCUCGACACGAACUCGCCUUAAACUAAUUUAUUUUACCAUUUUUUUUUGAUAACUCUGAUGUAACGUUUUGUUUUCGAUUAAAUUCAACAGUUUUGGCGAAGGUUUACAGGGCGCCCGCUUUGCAAAUCGCUUCAAUAUGUGGAGGGUUGAGAAGGCAUUCGGAGUAAAUCGACAUUUUCCCAAAAAUUACUCAAGUGCUGGAAUCACGACCUCAUGGAAAACGGUUUCGGUAGACAAAACAUGUAAGUGGUUAUUUCAGUUUAUUUUAUAUUAUAUAAAGCUUGUACAAUGAGGUGCUGUUUACAAUACUUAAGAAUUUUUGGGAAAAUGUUGAUUUACUCCGAAUGGCCACAGUUGCGAUGACCCCUACUGGUUGAGAACUGGUAGUUUCCCUAUAAACUUUCCAUCAAGUAACAAAUUUUUACAAGUGGAUGAGCGAAUUGUGGUUUUGUGCAAAGAACAGUGAUACGUGAAUGUAUAAUUGUAAAUAUUUAGGAUUGUAUUGAAUUUAAAUAUGGAGAAAAUGCUAUUUAAUAAACGAUUACAUUAAAUCUCUGGAUGUGUCGCCUUUGGGACUAAUGCGAGAAUUCUAUCGAGCCAAAGGUGACACCGCCUAAUUGAGUGUAAUUGUUCAGUGCAGCUCCAAUGAACAUACUUAAAAAUGUAAUGUUAAGUUUUUUUUUGUUCAAAUUGUCCGAAACGUAUUGGUUGUGGCCACUGGGAGUUGUUUAAUUUUGUACUUUUUAAAGCAGGCCCCCGGGCAUAUUUUAUUGGCGAUCCUUGAACUACUUACAAUGUUUCGUUCAAUUAAAAACGCAACCAUUUGCAGUCUGUAUGUUUCGCUUUUUCCGACUUUGACAAAAGUUGCGCCUGAAAAAAAGCGCUCGCAGCAGCAGUGGUACUCGUUGAUGACCUCAUAUCUACUUGUUGACAGCUUUAGUCUUUGUUAAUGUCAUAGUAAUUGUUUGACAAUUAGCGUUAAAUAUUAGCGUUACUUUCAAUUAUUGCAA